UUUUUUUUUUUUUUUUGGUGACACAUAUUAAGUUAAACCUGUCAUUAUGUUUGUUUUUUUGUUUUGAUUAUUUUAGAAGCAGCACCUAUGCCCAUUGUCAAUGAAAAGGAUUCUUUCUAUACCAUUGAAAUGCAAGAACAAGAUAGCAAUACUACUGAUUCUUCUGAUCAAACAAAACAAAAUGAUUAUCAAAAUACCACUUUACGUUUCCCACCUGUCAAAUUAACUGAUGAUUCUAAUUGGUCCUAUUUUGACGGCAAUCAUCAUCAAGAACAGCCAAAGAUAAAUAAUAUGGAUACAACUUAUAAUGAUGAUGACGAUGAUGAUGAUGAAGAUACCUACAACAAUAGCAAUAACAGUAUUCAAGAUCUGAAUGAUGAAGAAGGCAAAACACAUACUACCCAUCGUGGACAUGAUGAUGAUGAUGAAUUUGAUUGGAAUGAUGAUCCUGAUGCACCUGCUAAACCGAAAAGAAGAAAAACAACAAGAGAAAGAAUUCAAGCUGCUAUGAAAAAACCUUGUUGUUGGCAUUUUUUAUCUCCUUUUAUGAAACGUUUGAUCAUCGCUCUCUUCGGUUCUCUUAUCUUUAUUGCUAUUGCCGUUGCCAUUUAUCUUUUGUUACCUGAACCUACUACUCAAGAAGAAAAUGAUCCCAAUUUUUCAAAUAUUCGAAGUAACGUACAAAUCUGGAUGUAUUGGGCUGCUUUCAUGUGGCAUAUUGGAUGGAUAACUACUGUUUUUGUUGAAAUCAUUCCUUCCUUUGUAUCUCUAUGGACAAAAAUCUUUGUUGGAAGACGCUCUGAGAAAGUCAAAUCAAGCAUGGAGUAUUAUAUGGCUAUGAAGAAAUACAUCACAAUUCUCUUACUUGGUUCUUGGAACUGGGGUUCUUGGGCAUUCCUCCUUAACUUUCCUUUUUCGUCUGUUAAAAAACAAAGUUAUUCUUGGAUCAUCUGGAAACUCUUUGCCUCUAUCUUUGUUACUACAUGUCUACUUUUCCUACAGAAACUGAUCAUUCAAAUCAUCGCCACACGAUUCCAUCGGUCAGCUUAUUCCGAACGUAUUGCUGAAAAUAAACAUUCUCUCAAAGUUUUGGAUUCUCUUAGUAAAUCUGAAGGACGACGAUCAAAGACGGAAAGCAACAACAACGUACGUCAAAGAUUAACAUCCCAGGAUUCAACACAAGAUAUUGGAUAUUCAAACAGUAGACUAAGUAGCGAACCCAUGUCUUAUUCUACUAGUUAUUCUGCUCCUCAACGUUCACGUGGCAAUACAGCAGAAAAGCUCAACAACUUUCACAAACGAGUACAAGGCAUGAUUCUUACAGAUCGACCUCAAGGUUUAAGUAGAAUGGAAACACGCAAAGUAGAUAUCAACUCGGAUGAUUUUGCAAAAAAGGUGGCCAAAAAGCUAUUCUACUCUUUAGCCUAUCCAUUCAGUAACGGUUUCCCACCUCCUCUGGCAACACAAGACAAUGGUGGUACAAAAGUAUUGGAAAAACAUCAUUUUAGUCCCUAUUUCAAGACUGAGGAACAAUGCAAGGCAGCUUUUGAAGUGUUUGACAAGGAUGGGAAUGGUGAUGUGACACGACGGGAAUUCAGGGAUACAGUAGUGCAAAUUUAUCGUGAACGCAAAUUAUUAGCACAAUGUAUUCGGGACACUAGUCAAGCGUUGGGCAAGAUCGAUUGGAUUCUUUUCAUCCUGGUGAUGGUGAUCAACGUAUUUCUUUGUCUGACGGCCAUUUUUAAUGUGGAUUUAUAUCAAGCUUUGGUGCCUAUGGGUACUUUCAUCAUGGGUCUCUCGUUUAUGUUCUCCAAUACCGUCAAGGUUGCUUUUGAAUCCAUCAUGUUCUUAUUUGUGACUCAUCCUUACGAUGCUGGUGAUAAUGUCCUGAUCGACGAUGUGACGCUGACGGUGCAUAACAUGGGGAUCACGGGAACAGUGUUUAUUCGAGGAGAUGGACAAAAGGUGUAUGCGCCUACGACAGUAUUAAUGACCAAGUUGAUUACAAACGUACGACGAUCUGGCGACAUGGGUGAAUCGAUUACUUUGAAUGUGGAUUUCCGUACAUCGACAGAUUUGGUAUUCAAGUUACGCGAACGGAUGGCUGCCUGGGUAGAAGAUCAACCACGUGAAUUCUCCUCAGGUUUCGAUAUUCGUCUUCAAGAAAUUGUCGACGUUAACAAACUUGUCCUGACCAUCUGGCUCCCACAUAAAGGUAACUGGCAAAAUGUAGGUAAAAGACUCCAACGACGCAAUCGCUUCAUGUUCAUGCUCAAAGAUACCUUGGACGACCUCAAGAUCCAUUACGAAUUACCAGCUCAACGCAUCACCACCUCUUCACCAUAUACUGAUAACCCUUUUGCAAACGAAUCUACCCAAAGUUUUGCCACUGGUGCCCAUGCCGCUAUCGAUCCUUCUGCUGCUCGACCUCACAAUGUUCGAAUGUAUGGUUAUACUCAAUCCACUGCUGCUGAUGCUGACGGUAGUUAGUUAGUUCCUUUCCCGUUCUCUUUCUGUCUCUUUUUUUUUUUUUUUUUAGUGUAUGAUUAUCACCCCUCCCUUAUUUGUAGUAUAUCAUUUGUUUUGUUGUUUAUUGACUCUUUGUUAUUAUUUGUUGAUAUUUAUACAUAAAGCAUCGUUGUGUUUAUAUAGAUUUUGAUGAUGGUUCAUAUGUGAUGAUGUGGUGAUAUGUGAUGAUGUGGUGAUGAUGUGAUGAUGUGGUGAUGAUGUGAUGAUGUGGUGAUGAUGUGAUGAUGUGGUGAUGAUGUGAUGAUGUGGUGAUGAUGUGAUGAUGUGGUGAUGAUGUGAUGAUGUGGUGAUGAUGU
Molecule: messenger RNA, 2825 nt
Organism: Halteromyces radiatus
Lineage: Eukaryota; Fungi; Mucoromycota; Mucoromycetes; Mucorales; Cunninghamellaceae
Exons: 5
Coding region: 88-2490 (800 amino acids)
Biological process (GO): transmembrane transport; monoatomic anion transport
Cellular component (GO): plasma membrane
Molecular function (GO): calcium ion binding; mechanosensitive monoatomic ion channel activity
Source: RefSeq, a predicted model, not a curated record